AUGGUAUUUUUGUGGAAUCAGCCAUUAUGGCUGGCAAUCAUUGUCUUCUCGACCUUGGUGUCUUUGGUCUCUUCCAGCAAACAAUGCGAGUCCUCUCGAUACGAACACAAACCCCGGGUCUUUGUCCUUACCGACAUGAGCAACGAGCCAGACGACCAAAUGAGCCUCGUCCGUUUCCUUACCUACGCCAAUGAGCUAGACAUUCGAGGCAUCGCGGCGAUAACUUCGACCUGGCUCCGAAACCGUACGGAUCCCGAUACUAUCCGAGAGGUCAUCAAAGGGUAUGGAGAAGUGGUCAGCAACCUCAACAGCAAUGUCCCUUCCGGCGCCGCUUACCCAUCAGCCGAGGAGCUUCUGGGUAAGGUAUCAAGUGGUCACCCAGUGUAUGGUCUUGCAUCGCUGGACCAGAACAACAUGAGUGAUGCAGCCGUCGCUCUUGUUCAAGCCGCAGACGAAGCUGGUGCUGCGGGUCCGCUGUGGGUGUCAAUUUGGGGCGGAGCAGCUGUUCUGGCUGAAGCUCUGCAGCACGUCUCGUCAACGCGUGAUGCUGAAACUGCAGGCAAAUUCGUCGAAACUCUCCGCGUAUACUCUAUUUCGGACCAGGAUGACGCUGGGCCAUGGAUUCGCGAUCGGUUCCCGAACUUGUUCUACAUCGUCUCCCUCCAUGGCUGGAACGAAUACACACAACCAACAUGGAUCGGUAUCUCGGGAGAAGAGUAUCGCCACUUUGAUAAAGGCGGGCCAAAUACGGAAAUUGUCUCCAACACUUGGCUGCAAAAGCAUAUUCGUGUCGGACCUCUGGGCUUCCACUACCUCAACUGGACAUUCAUCAUGGAAGGCGAUACCCCAGCCUUCUUGUCUCUCGUCCAGAAUGGACUUGGAGAUAUCGACAAUCCCCAAUGGGGUGGAUGGGGCGGCCGAUAUACGUUGCUGGAUACAUCUACAGUCGACGGGGGCCACCGAUUGUACACAGACACUGCCGAUUAUGUUCGUGGCGAGAAUGGGGACGCAUUCUCCAGCAAAUAUGCAACUAUUUGGCGAUGGAGGGAAGAUUUCCAGCACGAUUUUGCUACGCGAAUGCAAUGGACCAUCAACGAAAAGUUUGGCGAGAAUAAUCACCAGCCGAUCGCUAUUGUCAAUGGCUCUUGUGGUCCGUCAAGUCUCGACGUUGAGUAUCAGUUUGGUGAAAGCCUGGUCUUUGAUGCGGCUGAAAGCUGGGAUCCAGACUCCGAUAUCCUGUCGUUUGAAUGGUUCCAUUAUCGUGAAGCGAGUGGCAGGGACUUGGAAGGUUUCACUAUUCCCUUGAUCAGUCCAAAUUUGGACAUCGUGAACUUGACUGCAGAUGGCAGCGUUGUCAGGGUGGAACCCCUCAAGAAUCAAACAAUGCAUCUCAUACUCUCUAUUCGAGACAAUGGGGAUAUGCCCUUGGUGACCUACAGAAGGAUCAUUCUGCAGCCCUCUUCGUAG
Messenger RNA from Colletotrichum godetiae, 1467 nucleotides. RefSeq lists its product as uncharacterized. Gene Ontology annotation, molecular function: hydrolase activity, hydrolyzing N-glycosyl compounds. The transcript is spliced from 2 exons. Lineage: Eukaryota; Fungi; Ascomycota; Sordariomycetes; Glomerellales; Glomerellaceae. Bases 1 to 1467 code for a protein of 488 amino acids. The record is from RefSeq and is a predicted model, not a curated record.